AUGUCAUCAUCAUCAGCUUCCUCCUUUUUUCCGACGCUACGAUCUUGUUCGAUAAUAAAGACCCGUAGUGAUUAUGUGGUUGAUCUGAACGCCACUAAUUUCGAUUCUGUUCUCAAGGAAACCCCUGCUACUUACGUCAUUGUUGAAUUCUUCGCACACUGGUGUCCAGCCUGCAGAAACUAUAAGCCGCAAUAUGAGAAGGUUGCUAAGCUUUUCAAUGGAGCAAAUGCUGUUCAUCCCGGAAUUAUAUUGAUGACUAGAGUAGACUGUGCCAAUAAGAUAAAUAGAAAACUUUGUGUUAAGUUUCAUAUUCUCCAUUAUCCAAUUCUCUUAUGGGGCGCGCCUUCUAAAUUCGUGGGCGGUCACUGGAAUGGCAAAAAAGAAAAAAGUGAAAUUAUUUCUAUCGAAGAUGGAAAGACCGCCCAACGCCUGCUCAAAUGGAUUAACACACGACUGACAAGCUCGUAUGACUUGGAAGAUGAGAAAUUCGAAAAUGACGAGUGUCUGCAGUCCAAUGUCUCGGAUCCUGGACAGAUUUCACGCGCGAUAUAUGACGUUGAAGAAGCAACGAAUGUUGCAUUCGACAUUAUUUUGGAACACGAGAUGAUCAACUCGGAUACUCGAGCUACAUUUAUAAAGUUUAUGCAGAUUAUGGUGGCUCAUAAUCCAUCUAGGAGGUGCCGAAAGGGAAGUGCUGAUAUACUUGUGAACUUUGAUAAUAUAUACCCUUCAAAUAUUUUGUCAGAAAAUAUUGAUGAACAAACUAAUAUCAAUGGACUUGAUGCUGCUCUGCAUACCUUUCAGAUUUGUGGAAAACAAGUUCCUCGUGGGUAUUGGUUGUUUUGUCGUGGCAGCAGGGAAGACACUAGGGGCUUCAGUUGUGGAUUAUGGGUUCUAUUACAUUCGGUUUCUGUUAGAGUAGACGAUAAAGGAAGCCACCUAGCGUUUACUACCACAUGUGAUUUCAUCCACAAGUUCUUCAUAUGUGAGGAAUGUAGUCAACAUUUUUAUGACAUGUGCUCAAGUGUCGUUGCACCUUUCAACACGACACGCGACUUUGUACUUUGGUUGUGGGCCACACACAAUAACGUGAAUGAAAAAUUAAUGAAAACCGAAUCAUCUCUCAGAACCGGUGAUCCAAAAUUUCCAAAAAUAAUUUGGCCUCCAGAACAACUCUGCCCAUCUUGUUAUGCUGUCGGAAGUCAAACGAAAAACAAUGUUAUCAACUGGGACCACAAUGAGGUGUUCAAGUUCUUGGUCAGCUACUAUGGGCCUAUGCUCGUAUCCCGUUACAAGGACAUUGACUCGGUGAUCAUGGACACAAAAAGCGGUUCAGAGGAUUUAUUAUCCUCAAGAAAUGCAGUUACAGUGCCCGUGGGUGCGGCUAUGGUGAUUGCGGUGGCUAGCUGUUUAUUUGGGGCCGUGGCUUAUGCUUGGCGAUCACAACAGAAGAACCGGAAGUAUUUUUUACAAACUUUGCUUUUUUAUAUAAUGCUUAGAUGGGAAGAUUGCAUCUAA
This is a messenger RNA of Helianthus annuus (common sunflower), 1518 nucleotides long. RefSeq names its product sulfhydryl oxidase 2. Gene Ontology annotation, molecular function: flavin-dependent sulfhydryl oxidase activity; protein disulfide isomerase activity. The record is from RefSeq and is a predicted model, not a curated record. Gene Ontology annotation, cellular component: Golgi membrane. Bases 1 to 1518 code for a protein of 505 amino acids. Gene Ontology annotation, biological process: protein folding. NCBI's taxonomy places the organism in Eukaryota, Viridiplantae, Streptophyta, Magnoliopsida, Asterales, Asteraceae. The transcript is spliced from 11 exons.